Molecule: messenger RNA, 7950 nt
Organism: Mastomys coucha (southern multimammate mouse)
Lineage: Eukaryota; Metazoa; Chordata; Mammalia; Rodentia; Muridae
Gene: Cacna1d
Product: calcium voltage-gated channel subunit alpha1 D
Exons: 49
Coding region: 587-6946 (2119 amino acids)
Biological process (GO): calcium ion import across plasma membrane
Cellular component (GO): voltage-gated calcium channel complex; membrane
Molecular function (GO): high voltage-gated calcium channel activity
Source: RefSeq, a predicted model, not a curated record
UCACCACUGCCCAGCCUGAAUGAUAUUUCCAUCAUGGAGUUGGUUGUGUUAAGGUCUGGGGACCUGCCAAGGUCUAGGCCCCUGUAGAGGCCCUUUAACAGUUGAGCAAUCUCUCCAGCCCUUCAUAUAGUAUUUUAAAUUAGGUAUUGAAUUCAGAGACACACCUGAUACUGCCUUUAGCUUUUUUUUCUUAUGUAGACUUUUCUACAUAAUAAUAAUCCAAGAUAUUUCCUUUUGUUGUGGGAUGUUGAUCCCCAUGCACUAUUGAACUGUUGCUGUCCUAAAACCAGAGUAGCUGUGAUUACUGAUGAGACCCUCACAAGAUUGGACCCACUAACACAUUCCCUUGGAGGGAAGGGAGGACUCAUAAGUGGUCAAGAGACUACCUUCGAGGCCUGGCAGAAGCCCAAGGGAGGAACUGUUGCGGAUAAUCCUUCAUCCACGCACCUAGGCAAACUAUGCAAGAGGCACCAGACUCCCUAUUUCUGGUGAAGGACCAACUUCUCAGACCAACAGCUCCAAGCAAACUGUCCUAUCUUGGCAAGCUGCAAUCGAUGCUGCUAGACAGGCCAAGGCUGCCCAGACCAUGAGCACCUCUGCACCCCCACCUGUAGGAUCUCUCUCCCAAAGAAAACGUCAGCAAUACGCCAAGAGCAAAAAACAGGGUAACUCGUCCAACAGCCGGCCUGCCCGUGCCCUCUUCUGUUUAUCCCUUAAUAACCCCAUCCGAAGAGCCUGCAUUAGUAUAGUGGAAUGGAAACCAUUUGACAUAUUUAUAUUAUUGGCUAUUUUUGCCAAUUGUGUGGCCUUAGCUAUUUACAUCCCAUUCCCUGAAGAUGAUUCUAAUUCAACAAAUCAUAACUUGGAAAAAGUAGAAUAUGCCUUCCUGAUUAUUUUUACAGUGGAGACAUUUCUGAAGAUUAUAGCGUAUGGACUGUUGCUGCAUCCUAAUGCUUAUGUUAGGAAUGGAUGGAAUUUACUGGAUUUUGUUAUAGUAAUAGUAGGGUUGUUUAGUGUAAUUUUGGAACAAUUAACCAAAGAAACAGAAGGCGGGAACCACUCUAGUGGCAAAUCAGGAGGCUUUGAUGUCAAAGCCCUCCGUGCCUUCCGAGUGUUAAGGCCACUUCGACUUGUAUCAGGAGUGCCCAGUUUACAAGUUGUUCUGAACUCCAUUAUAAAAGCCAUGGUCCCCCUCCUUCACAUAGCCCUUUUGGUAUUAUUUGUAAUUAUCAUCUAUGCUAUUAUAGGAUUGGAACUUUUUAUUGGAAAAAUGCACAAAACAUGUUUUUUUGCUGACUCAGAUAUCGUAGCUGAAGAGGACCCAGCUCCAUGUGCGUUCUCAGGGAAUGGACGCCAGUGUACCGCCAAUGGCACGGAGUGUAGGAGUGGCUGGGUUGGCCCCAAUGGAGGCAUCACUAACUUUGAUAACUUUGCCUUUGCCAUGCUCACUGUGUUCCAGUGCAUUACCAUGGAGGGCUGGACAGAUGUGCUCUACUGGGUUAAUGAUGCGAUAGGAUGGGAAUGGCCAUGGGUGUAUUUUGUUAGUCUGAUCAUCCUUGGCUCAUUUUUCGUCCUUAACCUGGUUCUUGGUGUCCUUAGUGGAGAAUUCUCAAAGGAAAGAGAGAAGGCUAAAGCACGUGGAGAUUUCCAGAAGCUUCGGGAGAAGCAGCAGCUAGAAGAGGAUCUCAAGGGCUAUUUGGACUGGAUCACCCAGGCAGAAGACAUAGACCCUGAGAAUGAAGAGGAGGGCGGCGAGGAAGGCAAACGAAACACUAGCAUGCCCACCAGUGAGACUGAAUCUGUGAACACAGAGAACGUAAGUGGUGAAGGCGAGACCCAAGGAUGCUGUGGAACUCUCUGUCAGGCUAUCUCGAAAUCCAAAAUCAGCCGUCGCUGGCGUCGCUGGAACCGGUUCAAUCGAAGGAGAUGCAGGGCUGCUGUGAAGUCUGUCACGUUUUACUGGCUGGUGAUCGUCCUGGUGUUUCUCAACACUUUAACUAUUUCCUCUGAGCACUACAAUCAGCCAGACUGGCUGACACAGAUUCAAGAUAUUGCCAACAAAGUCCUCUUGGCUUUGUUUACCUGUGAGAUGCUGGUGAAGAUGUACAGCCUGGGCCUCCAGGCUUACUUUGUCUCCCUCUUCAACCGCUUUGAUUGCUUUGUGGUGUGUGGAGGGAUCACUGAAACCAUCCUGGUGGAACUGGAGCUCAUGUCUCCCCUGGGGGUCUCUGUGUUCCGGUGUGUGCGCCUCCUGAGGAUCUUCAAAGUGACCAGGCACUGGACUUCCUUGAGCAACUUGGUGGCGUCCUUGUUAAACUCCAUGAAGUCCAUCGCCUCUCUGCUGUUGCUUCUCUUCCUCUUCAUCAUUAUCUUCUCGUUGCUGGGGAUGCAGCUGUUCGGUGGGAAGUUUAAUUUUGAUGAGACUCAGACCAAGCGCAGCACCUUUGACAACUUCCCACAAGCACUCCUGACUGUGUUCCAGAUACUGACAGGCGAAGACUGGAAUGCAGUGAUGUAUGACGGCAUCAUGGCCUACGGAGGCCCGUCCUCUUCCGGAAUGAUUGUCUGUAUCUACUUCAUCAUCCUUUUCAUCUGUGGUAACUAUAUCCUGCUGAACGUCUUCUUGGCCAUCGCUGUAGACAAUUUGGCUGAUGCUGAAAGUCUAAACACUGCUCAGAAAGAGGAAGCUGAAGAAAAGGAAAGGAAAAAAAUUGCCAGAAAAGAAAGCCUAGAAAACAAAAAGAACAACAAACCGGAAGUCAACCAGAUAGCCAACAGUGACAACAAGGUUACAAUUGAUGACUAUCAGGAGGAUGCUGAAGACAAGGACCCUUACCCACCUUGUGAUGUACCAGUAGGUGAAGAGGAAGAGGAGGAGGAAGAGGAUGAGCCCGAAGUUCCUGCUGGUCCCCGUCCUCGCAGAAUCUCAGAGUUGAACAUGAAGGAGAAAAUUGCACCCAUCCCUGAAGGAAGCGCAUUCUUCAUUCUUAGCAAGACCAACCCGAUCCGUGUGGGUUGCCACAAGCUCAUUAACCACCACAUCUUCACCAACCUUAUCCUGGUCUUCAUCAUGCUGAGCAGCGCUGCCCUGGCUGCAGAGGACCCCAUCCGAAGCCACUCAUUCCGCAACACUAUACUGGGCUACUUUGACUAUGCCUUCACAGCCAUCUUUACGGUUGAAAUCCUGUUAAAGAUGACAACCUUUGGAGCGUUCUUGCACAAAGGGGCUUUCUGCAGGAACUACUUCAAUUUGCUGGACAUGCUGGUUGUUGGGGUGUCACUGGUGUCCUUUGGGAUUCAAUCCAGCGCCAUCUCUGUUGUGAAGAUUCUGAGGGUUUUGAGGGUCUUGAGGCCUCUCAGAGCGAUCAACAGAGCAAAAGGACUCAAGCACGUGGUCCAGUGUGUCUUUGUGGCCAUCCGAACCAUUGGCAACAUCAUGAUUGUCACGACCCUGCUCCAAUUCAUGUUUGCAUGCAUUGGGGUCCAGCUGUUCAAGGGGAAGUUCUACCGCUGCACAGACGAAGCCAAAAGUAACCCUGAGGAGUGCAGGGGGCUUUUCAUUCUCUACAAGGACGGUGAUGUCGACAGUCCUGUGGUCCGAGAGAGGAUCUGGCAAAAUAGUGAUUUCAAUUUUGACAAUGUCCUUUCGGCUAUGAUGGCGCUCUUCACGGUCUCGACUUUUGAGGGCUGGCCCGCGUUGCUGUACAAAGCUAUUGACUCAAAUGGAGAGAAUGUUGGUCCUGUCUACAACUACCGUGUGGAGAUCUCCAUCUUCUUCAUCAUCUAUAUCAUCAUCGUUGCCUUCUUCAUGAUGAACAUCUUUGUGGGCUUCGUCAUUGUCACCUUCCAGGAACAGGGAGAAAAAGAGUAUAAGAACUGUGAGCUGGACAAAAAUCAGCGUCAGUGUGUUGAAUAUGCCUUGAAAGCACGUCCCUUAAGGAGAUACAUCCCCAAAAACCCAUACCAGUACAAGUUCUGGUAUGUGGUGAACUCCUCACCUUUCGAAUAUAUGAUGUUCGUCCUCAUCAUGCUCAACACGCUCUGCCUGGCCAUGCAGCACUAUGAGCAAUCCAAGAUGUUCAAUGAUGCCAUGGACAUUCUGAACAUGGUCUUCACAGGGGUCUUCACUGUUGAGAUGGUUUUGAAAGUCAUCGCUUUCAAGCCCAAGGGGUAUUUUAGUGACGCCUGGAACACGUUUGACUCCCUCAUCGUAAUCGGCAGCAUUAUAGACGUGGCCCUCAGCGAAGCUGACCACUAUUUCACUGAUGCAUGGAACACUUUUGAUGCCUUAAUUGUUGUUGGUAGCGUCGUUGAUAUUGCUAUAACUGAAGUGAAUCCAUCUGAAAGUGAGAAUAUCCCUCUCCCAACUGCCACACCUGGGAACUCUGAAGAGAGCAAUAGAAUCUCCAUCACCUUUUUCCGUCUUUUCCGAGUGAUGCGGUUGGUGAAGCUUCUCAGCAGGGGGGAAGGCAUCCGGACACUGCUGUGGACCUUCAUUAAGUCCUUUCAGGCACUUCCGUAUGUCGCCCUCCUCAUUGCCAUGCUCUUCUUCAUCUACGCGGUCAUUGGCAUGCAGAUGUUUGGGAAAGUUGCCAUGAGAGAUAACAACCAGAUCAAUAGGAACAACAAUUUCCAGACGUUUCCUCAGGCAGUGCUACUGCUCUUCAGGUGUGCAACAGGGGAGGCCUGGCAGGAGAUCAUGCUUGCCUGCCUCCCGGGGAAGCUCUGUGACCCCGACUCAGAUUACAACCCGGGGGAGGAAUACACUUGUGGGAGCAACUUCGCCAUUGUCUACUUCAUCAGCUUUUACAUGCUCUGUGCAUUCCUGAUCAUCAACCUCUUUGUGGCUGUCAUCAUGGACAAUUUUGACUAUCUGACUCGGGACUGGUCUAUCCUGGGGCCUCACCACUUGGACGAAUUCAAAAGAAUAUGGUCAGAAUAUGACCCUGAAGCAAAGGGAAGGAUAAAACACCUUGAUGUGGUCACUCUGCUCCGACGGAUCCAGCCUCCCCUGGGGUUUGGAAAGUUAUGUCCACACCGAGUAGCGUGUAAGAGAUUGGUUGCCAUGAACAUGCCUCUCAACAGUGACGGGACAGUCAUGUUCAAUGCAACCCUGUUUGCUUUGGUCCGGACAGCUCUCAAGAUCAAGACUGAAGGGAACCUGGAGCAAGCUAACGAAGAACUCCGAGCUGUGAUAAAGAAAAUCUGGAAGAAGACAAGCAUGAAGCUACUUGACCAAGUUGUCCCUCCAGCUGGUGAUGAUGAGGUAACCGUGGGGAAGUUCUAUGCCACUUUCCUGAUACAGGACUACUUUAGGAAAUUCAAGAAACGGAAAGAGCAAGGACUGGUGGGGAAGUACCCUGCGAAGAACACUACGAUUGCCCUACAGGCGGGAUUAAGGACCCUGCAUGACAUUGGGCCAGAAAUAAGACGGGCUAUAUCCUGUGACUUGCAAGAUGAUGAGCCAGAAGAAUCCAAACCAGAAGAAGAAGAUGUAUUCAAAAGAAAUGGUGCCCUGCUUGGAAACCAUGUCAAUCAUGUUAAUAGUGAUAGGAGGGAUUCCCUUCAGCAGACCAAUACCACCCACCGUCCCCUGCAUGUCCAAAGGCCUUCAGUUCCACCUGCAAGGGAUACUGAGAAACCGCUGUUUCCUCCAGCAGGAAAUUCGGUGUGUCAUAACCAUCAUAACCAUAAUUCCAUAGGGAAGCAAGUUCCCACCUCAACCAAUGCCAAUCUCAAUAAUGCCAAUAUGUCCAAAGCUGCCCACGGAAAGCGGCCCAGCAUUGGGAACCUUGAGCAUGUGUCUGAAAAUGGGCAUUACUCCUACAAGCACGACCGAGAGCUUCAAAGAAGGUCCAGUAUUAAAAGAACCCGCUAUUAUGAGACUUACAUUAGGUCGGAGUCAGGAGAUGAGCAGCUUCCAACCAUUUGCCGUGAAGACCCUGAGAUACACGGCUACUUCCGAGACCCCCGCUGCUUGGGGGAACAGGAGUAUUUCAGUAGUGAGGAGUGCUGUGAGGAUGACAGCUCUCCCACCUGGAGCAGGCAAAACUACAGCUAUUACAACAGGUACCCAGGCAGCUCCAUGGACUUUGAGAGGCCCCGAGGCUACCAUCACCCCCAAGGUUUCUUAGAAGACGACGACUCUCCCAUUGGCUAUGAUUCACGGAGAUCUCCGAGGAGACGCCUUCUACCUCCUACCCCACCAUCCCAUCGGAGGUCCUCCUUCAACUUUGAGUGUCUGCGCAGGCAAAGCAGCCAAGAUGACGUCCUUCCAUCGCCUGCCCUGCCUCACCGAGCUGCCCUGCCCCUGCACCUGAUGCAGCAGCAGAUCAUGGCAGUUGCAGGCCUAGAUUCCAGUAAAGCCCAGAAGUACUCACCGAGUCACUCUACCCGGUCAUGGGCCACCCCUCCAGCAACCCCUCCGUCCCGAGACUGGAGCCCAUGCUACACCCCUUUGAUCCAGGUGGACCGCUCAGAGUCUAUGGACCAGGUCAAUGGCAGCCUGCCAUCCCUGCACCGCAGUUCCUGGUACACAGAUGAACCCGACAUCUCCUAUAGGACUUUCACACCAGCCAGCCUGACUGUCCCCAGCAGCUUCAGGAACAAAAACAGCGACAAGCAGAGGAGUGCAGACAGCCUGGUGGAGGCAGUCCUGAUAUCUGAAGGCUUGGGACGCUAUGCAAGGGACCCCAAAUUUGUCUCAGCAACAAAACAUGAAAUUGCCGAUGCCUGUGACCUAACCAUCGACGAGAUGGAAAGUGCAGCCAGCACCCUGCUCAAUGGCAGUGUGUGUCCUCGAGCCAAUGGGGACAUGGGCCCCAUCUCACACCGCCAGGACUAUGAGCUCCAGGACUUUGGUCCUGGCUACAGUGACGAGGAGCCAGAUCCUGGGCGAGAGGAAGAGGACCUGGCAGACGAAAUGAUUUGCAUUACCACCUUGUAGCCCAGUGAGAGCAGGCUGGCUCCAGCCUGAGACAUGCACGGGAGGGCCAGGGAUAAAGUGCCUCAUAAUUAGGAAAGUUUAGGCACUAGUUGGGAGAAAAAUGCUCAAUUAGACUUUUGUACAAGUGAUUUCAUGCCUCAAGGAAGCCAUAAACCUGGUAGGAGCAGGUUCUGAGCGGCCAGGCAUGUGCUAUGCCACAUGCUCGGGCCCAGCCUCAGAAGACAGUAUGUCUGGCCCCGGAGACGAUGGGCGAGAACGGCAGCCUGGCCUGCACUGAGGCCAGAGGGCUGCCCAGGAGUCCGUGUCUCCCACCCAGGGUGCAUGCCCAUGCCCCUUCGCCUGCAGACACGCGAGAGGUUAAAGGUGAGGACAAUCACCACGCCUGUGUCAUUACCUCAACCAUCGGUCUAGCAUAUCAGACACUCACUGGGCCCGGCAUAUCCAUUUCUGAGCCCCCUCCCCCAACAUACUGGUUCCUGAUAUCUGUGCAGCUGUUCUGAAUGGUAACGUCAGAACCCAGACACUAGUGGUCACAACAAGGGGAGUGGGACCGGACCGUUUUCUGUUAAGCGAUGCCAGUUUACAUAAGAGAACAUCACUCAGACGGUCAGUUCUGUCACAUUAAGGGCAACUGUAAACUGGAAGAGUACCGCACUUGCAAACCAGGUAAAACUUAGAUACGCUAGUUUGUUUAAAAAUUAUAGAUUUACUGUACAUGACUUGUAAUAUACAAUUUGUAUUUGUAAAGAGAUGGUCUAUAUUUUGUAAUUAUCGUACCGUAUUUGAACUGCAGCAAUAUCCACGGGUCCUAACAAAAUCGUAGUUUCCCACCAAAACCUAGAAAUUAUUAGUAUUUUUACUUGGGCUAAACAGAAUUAGGAGAAUUAGAGCCAAUUCUCACAUAUUCAGUAAAAGAAUCUUUUGGGGAGUUCACAAGAACUUGGCACUUAAGAACUUUUUCUAAAAUAUUUUGAGUUACUAUAAACCUAUCUUUACGUAAGAUA